Molecule: messenger RNA, 993 nt
Organism: Macadamia integrifolia
Lineage: Eukaryota; Viridiplantae; Streptophyta; Magnoliopsida; Proteales; Proteaceae
Product: 2-hydroxy-palmitic acid dioxygenase mpo1-like
Exons: 4
Coding region: 162-770 (202 amino acids)
Biological process (GO): sphingoid catabolic process
Cellular component (GO): endoplasmic reticulum
Source: RefSeq, a predicted model, not a curated record
CGCCACUGGUUUUCCAAUUUCCACGGUCCCGUGUUCUUUUUCUGUUUCCCUUCCUGGAGUCAUUUUCUCAUCUGAAGUCCUCUUUAUAAACCGAGCAAGUUUCUAGAGAUUUCUGUCUGGUUUUGAAGGUUUUAUUUCUUGAAGCUUCCUGAGUUAUUUCAAUGGGGAGGGUUGGAUUAUUCGAUCUUGAGAAGCAUUUUGCCUUCUAUGGUGCUUAUCAUAGCAACCCCAUGAAUGUAUUUUUACAUAUGAUAUUUGUUUGGCCUAUCGUGUUUUCAACUCUUGUUUUUCUGUACUUCACACCUCCCCUCUUCAAUCUCCCUAAGCUAGGAAUCUCUCCAUUUGGGUACAACGUUGACUUGGUUCUUAAUAUUGGUUUCUUUCUGGGUUUGGUCUCUGCUUUUUUCUAUAUCGCUUUCGAUAAGAAAGCUGGUUCUUUGGCUGCCCUUCUCUGCUUCUUUUGUUGGGUCUCUAGCAGUUAUGUUGCAGCUCGGCUUGGCUUUUCUCUGGCGUGGAAGGUAGUUCUGGCAUCUCAAUUGAUUUGUUGGACUGGACAGUUUAUAGGCCAUGGAGUCUUUGAGAAACGAGCACCAGCUCUUUUGGACAACCUGUUUCAAGCCUUUCUAAUGGCCCCUUUUUUUGUUCUACUGGAGGCUCUUCAGAUGUUCUGUGGUUAUGAACCAUAUCCUGGUUUUCAUGCAACAGUGCAAGCAAAGGUUGAUUCUGAAAUCAAAGAAUGGAAAGCGAAGAAUCAGAAGAAAAGCUCUUAGUUUGUGAAUGGGAUAAUAUGCAGUUAAUGCAAUUCGUAACAGUUGUUGAAGGAGCUUUCUGUAUGUAAGAGAUAACUUAUGAAAUCAAUAUACAAAUGUAAAAUUUGAUAAAGAGUUAAAAUGCUUGUAACUGCUUGGAGAACCGGUUUUCAACUUGGUCUGGAUUUCUUAUAAUGGUUCAUAUACAAUGGAAUCCAAAUUUUAAUGGUUACUUUGGAUAAAA